This is a messenger RNA of Manihot esculenta (cassava), 1427 nucleotides long. RefSeq names its product formate dehydrogenase, mitochondrial. The coding region runs from base 104 to 1261 and encodes 385 amino acids. The record is from RefSeq and is a predicted model, not a curated record. The transcript is spliced from 6 exons. NCBI's taxonomy places the organism in Eukaryota, Viridiplantae, Streptophyta, Magnoliopsida, Malpighiales, Euphorbiaceae. Gene Ontology annotation, cellular component: chloroplast; mitochondrion. Gene Ontology annotation, molecular function: formate dehydrogenase (NAD+) activity; oxidoreductase activity, acting on the CH-OH group of donors, NAD or NADP as acceptor; NAD binding.
UUUACACAAGAAGACACAUCUAUCCCUUUUCCCUGUAAAAUCCCUCUCAAUUUCUUCUCCUCCUUUUUCAAUUCACUGUAGCUCUCGACUCUCCAGCUCAAAAAUGGCGAUGAAGCGUGCUGCUACCUCUGCAAUUCGCGCUUUCCCCUCAUCUUUUGGGAUCUCUGGCUCUUCUGCUCUCGGUAGACACUUGCAUGCUUCUGCAGGGAGCAAAAAGAUUGUGGGGGUUUUCUACAAGGCCAAUGAGUACGCUGCAAUGAAUCCCAAUUUCUUGGGGUGUGCGGAGGGAGCUUUAGGCAUACGUGAGUGGUUGGAAUCAAAAGGCCACCGAUACAUUGUUACUGAUGACAAAGAAGGGCCAGACUGUGAACUUGAAAAGCAUAUCCCUGAUCUCCAUGUCCUCAUAACUACACCCUUCCACCCUGCCUAUGUUACGGCAGAAAGGAUAAAAAAGGCCAAAAAUUUGCAACUGCUUCUCACAGCUGGAAUUGGGUCUGACCAUAUAGAUCUGAAGGCGGCAGCUGACGCCGGGUUAACUGUUGCAGAGGUGACAGGAAGCAAUGUUGUCUCAGUUGCAGAAGACGAGCUCAUGAGAAUUCUUAUUCUUCUCAGGAAUUUCUUGCCUGGAUAUCAUCAGGUUAUUAAUGGGGAAUGGAAUGUAGCUGGUAUCGCCUACAGAGCCUAUGAUCUGGAAGGAAAGACAGUGGGAACUGUUGGUGCUGGACGCAUUGGUAGGCUUUUGCUCCAGCGUUUGAAACCUUUUAACUGUAAUCUCCUCUAUCAUGAUCGACUUAAGAUGGACCCUGAAUUGGAGAAUCAAACUGGGGCGAAAUUUGAAGAGGAUCUCGAUGCAAUGCUUCCCAAGUGUGACAUAAUUGUUAUCAACACACCUCUUACGGAGAAGACAAGGGGGUUGUUUAAUAAAGAUAAGAUUGCAAAGAUGAAGAAAGGGGUUCUCAUCGUUAAUAAUGCUCGAGGAGCAAUUAUGGAUACACAAGCAGUUGUUGAUGCUUGCUCAAGUGGACAGAUUGGAGGAUAUAGCGGGGAUGUUUGGUAUCCACAACCAGCUCCAAAGGAUCAUGCAUGGCGUUAUAUGCCAAAUCAAGCUAUGACCCCUCAUAUUUCUGGAACCACCAUUGAUGCACAAUUGCGAUAUGCAGCUGGAGUGAAGGACAUGCUUGAUAGAUACUUCAAGGGAGAGGAAUUUCCUCUACAGAAUUACAUUGUGAAGGAAGGUAAAAUAGCAAGUCAAUAUCAGUGAUCUGUUUUCAAGGUCCUAGAAUAAUGUAACCUUCAUAGAGGUUCCAAGUUUUUCUUGAGAAAAAACAAUGAGUAUGCUGUAUCGACUGAACUUAAGAUGGUUAUGAUCCAUCUGCAACUUCGUGCAUAUAUCAGUAUCUUGUAUGUGAGAUAAAAAUUUCCCCUUU